Molecule: messenger RNA, 3691 nt
Organism: Electrophorus electricus (electric eel)
Lineage: Eukaryota; Metazoa; Chordata; Actinopteri; Gymnotiformes; Gymnotidae
Product: rho GTPase-activating protein 26
Biological process (GO): signal transduction
Cellular component (GO): cytoplasm
Molecular function (GO): GTPase activator activity; protein binding
Source: RefSeq, a predicted model, not a curated record
GGAUUCCGCAAUUACCGCGUUUUGUCUUUAGUCGUCUUCCCCUCCCCUGUAGCAGCGUGACGUUGUCAUGCGAGGUGCACAGGCUUACGCCGGAACGUCCUGACGGCUCGCUUAAAAUAUUUCCAGGACACAUUUUCUCUGAGAGAUAUUGUUAUAGUGAAGGGAUAUUCUGAGAUGCGGUUGGGCUUUUUUUGUUAGCUAAAAGUAGCAUCCAUUAGACAGUCUGUGCCGCUUAAAAUAUUUCCGUGUCGAUAUGUAAUUAACACGGCCGAUUAGAGCGCGUCUGACUUUGGUUCCUCGCUUCUCCCCAUACUCUACUGCACACCCUCCGCUUAACGUUUCCCUGUAGUCCCGAUAAGACUGGGUGCUUUGGCUUUGGUAUCGAAGAAAAGAUGGGAUUGCCUGCGUUGGAGUUUAGCGACUGCUAUUUAGAUAGCCCACAUUUCAGAGAGAGAUUGAAGUCCCACGAACUGGAACUGGACAAGACGAACAAGUUUAUCAAGGAGCUUAUCAAAGACGGCAAAGCGCUGAUUCAAGCACUGAAAAAUCUGUCUACGGCACAGAGGAAGUUUGCUGAAUCGCUGAACGAAUUCAAGUUUCAGUGCAUAGGAGACGCUGAAACGGAUGACGAGAUUUGCAUUGCCAGUUCGCUGCAGGAGUUUGCCGGCGUUCUGCAGAACCUGGAAGACGAGCGGACACGCAUGAUCGACAACGCGAACGAUGUUCUCAUCACGCCCCUCGAGCGGUUCAGGAAGGAGCAGAUCGGAGUUGCAAAGGAGGCGAAGAAAAAAUAUGACAAGGAGACCGAGAAAUAUUGUGCUGUAUUGGAGAAGCACCUCAGCCUGUCGGCCAAGAAGAAGGAAUCACACCUUCACGAAGCAGACAAUCAGGUGGACCAGGUGCGGCAACAUUUCUACGAGGUGUCACUGGAAUAUGUGUUUAAAGUGCAGGAGGUCCAGGAGAGGAAGAUGUUUGAGUUCGUGGAGCCGCUGCUGGCUUUUCUGCAGGGACUGUUCACAUACUAUCACCAUGGCUACGAGCUGGCCAAAGACUUUAACCACUUUAAGACAGACCUCACCAUCAGCAUUCAAAACACGCGGAACCGGUUCGAGAGCACCCGCUCGGAGGUGGAGAGCCUGAUGGGGAAGAUGAAGGAGAACCCUGACGAGCACAAGCGCAUGAGUGCUCACAGUAUGGAGGGCUACCUUUUCAUCUUGGAGAAGCGUUCCUUCGUGUCCACGUGGGUGAAGUACUACGGUACGUACCAGCGGGAGCCCAAGAGAUUCACCAUGGUGCUCUUCGACCAGAAAUCUGGAGGGAAAAUUGGAGAAGAGGAGAGCUUCGUCCUCAAAUCCUGCACCAGGCGGAAAACGGAGUCCAUCGAGAAGAGGUUCUGCUUCGACGUGGAGGCCGUUGACCGGCCUGGCGUGAUAAUAACCAUGCAGGCCCUGUCUGAAGAGGACCGCAGGUUGUGGAUGGAAGCCAUGGACGGGAGGGAGCCGGUGUACAAUUUGAAUCGAGACAGCCAGAAUGAAGCAAUGGCCCAGUUGGAUGUGAUUGGCUUCAAUGUCAUCAAGAAGUUCAUCCAUGCUGUAGAGACAAGAGGCAUUGAUGAGCAGGGACUGUACAGGAUAGUUGGCGUCAGCUCCCGCGUGCAAAAACUGCUGAGCCUAGCGAUGGAUCCCAAGACGUGUGCUGACGUUGAACUGGAUAGCCCCGAGUGGGAGAUCAAAACAAUCACCAGUGCCAUCAAACACUACCUCAGGAUGCUACCAGCACCUCUGAUGACCUACCAGUACCAGAGAAGCUUUAUAAAGGCAGCCAAACUGGACAACCCAGAGGCACGGGUGGAGGAGGUCCACGCCAUUGUGCAUCGCCUCCCUGAGAAGAACCGGCAAAUGCUGGAACUGCUUACCAGGCACUUGGCCAACGUGGCCAGCCACCACCAGCAGAACCUGAUGACGGUAGCCAACCUCGGCGUGGUGUUCGGCCCCACCCUGCUCCGCCCGCAGGAGGAGACUGUGGCUGCCAUCAUGGACAUCAAGUUUCAGAACAUCGUGGUGGAGAUCCUGAUAGAGAACCACGAGAGGAUCUUCAGAGACUCACCAGGCUCUGGAGCAGGACAGGGCAUCUCACAACUCAGCUUGCCCAGGAGACGGAGCGCGGAGACCCGGGCCCCGUCUUGCAGCGAGAGACCGCUCACCCUCUUCCACACCCCUACACACUCAGACAAAGACAAAGCCGCGGUGGACACGAGGAACAGCGUGGUCCUGAACUCCAGUUUUGAAACGCCGCCGGCACUCUCCUCACUGAACUGCAACAACACUCACAACAGGAUCAGUAAUGCCAGCAGUGGAGAAGGAGACCAGGACGGGGCUCUGCUAGCCAGGCCGAGUUAUCCCACAGCCCUUCCAAAUCCGAAAGGCUGUGGCAGUAUCUCAGCAAGCCCCACCUCGCCCCGCUCCCCUUCCUGGCCGAUGUUCUCUGCCCCCUCCAGCCCCCAGCCCACCUCCUCCGGCGAGUCUCCUCCUCUCAGCCCUGCGCCACAGAAAGCCCGGGCACUGUACGCCUGCAAGGCUGAACAUGACUCAGAGCUCUCUUUCUUCGCGGGGACGAUAUUCGAGAAUGUUCAUCCAUCAAGAGAACCAGGCUGGUUGGAGGGCACACUGGACGGGCGAACGGGGUUAAUACCCGAGAACUAUGUGGAAUUUAUGUAGCUCUCAACUGAAAUAUGAACUGCCACCGAGUCAGGAGAGGUCUGAUGAGAGUUGGUGGGAGGCAACCGCGGGUUUCGAGACGGCUGUGAAUCUAAAAUUCAGAGCAAAGAUCAAAUGUUUGUGUUUGUGUGCAUAUGAUUGAUGGCCAGAAUUCUUGGCUGUUCCCCACAACACUUCAUUAUUCUGUGCCUCCCAGAAUGCAAUGUCAUGCUGUAAAGCAUCCUCAAAAGUCAAAUUCAAGGAGAGAAAGUGGUUGAUGUAUAUACACCUAGUCUCAUAUAUCGGGAGCCACUCCCACAGUCAAGCAGCUGAUCGCUUUCCAGGGGGACCUAAACCUGUUCUUUGCUUUCCUUUUUUUUUUUUUUGCUGGUCUCCUCCUGCAGGAACACAGUGAGUGUGUGCACUUGCCGUUUGCCUGCCUUGGCCCACCGCUGGAGGCUGGGUGACCUAUGCUCAGUGUUCCUAAGAAGGUGGAGCUUGUGAAAUGUCCCACCUUCCAUCUAUCACAUCUUCCUAUAUUUAGAGCUACCAAGAGAAACAUGCUAACCGUGGAAAGACCACCUUUAGGGUUCUUGAAUGUGCAUGCUCUUGUAUUUAAGAAACCUCCUCCCCCUCUGAGCAAGUAUGUAAAUAAGGUAAAAUUUAAAAUAAUUCUUAAUGUGAAUCAAACUCUGUAGUGGUAUAUAUGCCACAAUUAUUUAUGAUACAUCCUCUCAGUUGAGGUCUGUGCUCUCCUGGAGUGUAUCAACAUUGUAAAUAAUUGAGAAUAGCUGAUAAGGUCAAAUUUUUAUGUAAAAAUUUAUAUUUUGUACUCUGCCUUACUAACUUAAUUGUCUUUUGGCCUCGCACUUGCUUUUUACAUUAAAAAAAAAAAAAAGCUAUAAAGUUUUUGGAGCUUUCAAUUGCUUUGAAUAUUAAAUGAUGAAUCUGGAUGAGGAUCUUCAGGUCAUUAAAGGUUUAUGAUGAAAUUCUAA